UUCGGCUGUGCUGCUGUGCUGUUUUCGGUCGGUUUCGGUUUGUUCGUUAGAAUUUUGCUCUUGCUUUCUCGUUUUGUUAAAGUUGAACAUGAAUUAAGACUUUAAUUUUGAGAGUUCUUAACGUAUUAGUCAUUACUUCAAUUGUUUUUAUUAAGUUUUUAUAACACUGCUUAAGAUUUUAUAAGGAGCUAAAAUGGCUCUAAAUCCAGCUUAUGAAGCUAUUGGCAAGGGGUUUGUUCAGCAAUAUUAUUUGCUUUUUGAUGACCCUGCCCAAAGACCGAAUUUGGUGAACAUGUAUAACGCAGAAACAUCCUUCAUGACAUUUGAAGGUAUGCAGCUGCAAGGAUCGAUGAAGAUAAUGGAAAAACUAAAUAGCUUAUCGUUCCAAAAAAUAAACAGAAUCAUCACAGCGGUGGAUUCACAGCCUAUGUUCGAUGGAGGAGUUCUGAUCAACGUUUUAGGACGGUUGCAGACGGACGAAGACCCGCCACACGCGUACAGUCAAAUAUUCGUUUUGAAACCAAUCGGCACAAGUUUCUACGUCCAACACGAUAUAUUCAGGCUGGCGCUACACGAUUCACUCUAGCCUCCCGGCUGAAUGGCAGACGACGAUCCCCCGCAUCCGUUCUCGCAGGUGUUUGUGUUGAAGCCUCUCAACAACUCGUUUUACUGCCAACACGACAUCUUCCGUCUGGGGAUCCACGACUCUGCCUAGAGACUAAACUGUGAACUAACCGCCAUUUAUGACAGUGAAUUGUAUUUUUCCGCAAGUCGCAUUUCCACAUGUUUCUUUAUUUUAAUUCACAUUGAAAAUGUAAAUAAUAGACUAAGCCGUCGCCAAUUCUUUAUCUUCCCAAUAAAAUUGCUUAUUAUGUAUUUUGCUAUAUUUUGAUAAUCCUGGAAUGUUUUGCAACUAAGUAAUAUAAUAAACUUUUUUCUGUUUUGA
Messenger RNA from Macrosteles quadrilineatus (aster leafhopper), 946 nucleotides. RefSeq names its product probable nuclear transport factor 2. Gene Ontology annotation, cellular component: nuclear pore central transport channel. The transcript has 5 exons. Gene Ontology annotation, biological process: protein import into nucleus. NCBI's taxonomy places the organism in Eukaryota, Metazoa, Arthropoda, Insecta, Hemiptera, Cicadellidae. The record is from RefSeq and is a predicted model, not a curated record. Bases 194 to 586 code for a protein of 130 amino acids.